Messenger RNA from Larimichthys crocea (large yellow croaker), 5018 nucleotides. Its product is annotated as sal-like protein 4. The transcript has 4 exons. NCBI's taxonomy places the organism in Eukaryota, Metazoa, Chordata, Actinopteri, Sciaenidae. The record is from RefSeq and is a predicted model, not a curated record. Bases 257 to 3907 code for a protein of 1216 amino acids. Gene Ontology annotation, cellular component: nucleus. Gene Ontology annotation, molecular function: RNA polymerase II cis-regulatory region sequence-specific DNA binding; DNA-binding transcription factor activity, RNA polymerase II-specific. Gene Ontology annotation, biological process: regulation of transcription by RNA polymerase II.
AGUAAAGGCGGGGGGUGAAAGAGGGGUAUUGUGCUGUGCAGCAGUGGAUCCGGGGGUUCAUAGUGAGAAAGGGGAGAUGCUCACUCAACUGUGUCCAGCACGCCAUUGUCAAAGAUCCCCAUCUAUUCUCUGCCUUUUAAAUAGAGCUCCAGUAUGCUUGGAUGGUUACAGGAGCGCUUCCAAGUGCGCAAAAAACGUGCCUAGAGUGCCAUUCAACCGACUGAUGCCCCCCUCUCUGACGGGCUCGCCGUGAAUCAUGUCACGCCGGAAGCAGAAGCGACCCCAGCAUCUCGUUAACGCGGAUCCGGGGGGACCACAGCUGCUAUCGCACGAUGACCACCUGAGCAUGAAGUCACCAUCCACAUCUCUUGGCUCAGAAGUGACCUCAUCAGGCUCCUCAUCCUCAUCCCCCACCUCUCUCGAAGAUUGCCAGCCGCCUUUGGCCCCUCGCCCAUCCCCUGGUGGGCUCCACGCGCCCUCUUUACCCAGCGAGACCUCGCCUCCACCUCACUGGCCCAGCCACAUUGCCCCCUUCACCACCUCCCUCCCGAACACCCACUCUUCUCUCUCCCCAGAUUUUCCUCACCCCUCACUGUCAUCCCAGACUCACUCACCUCCUCCACUAGGUCAAACUUCAGGUUCCCACAGCCUGUCCCACCAAGGAAACUCUCACUCCACCAUGACCUCCCCACCGAUGGGCAGCUCAGCCACCACCACUACCUCCUCCUCUUCCUCCUCCUCCUCUUCUCAGUGUGUGCUUCCUCGCGACAGCUCCAGUCCAGGUCAGCAGCAGGCCUCCAGCUCUCCAGUGCAGCAGGGACAGAUCCAGGUGCCGCCGACCCUGGCAGUACUCCUAGAGGAGCUAAGGGUCUUACAACAGAGGCAAAUCCACCAGAUGCAGAUAACAGAGGAGAUCUGUAGGCACGUUCUUAAGCUUGGAGGGGCUGUUUUUGGUCAAGAUAAUAAUACACAUGCUAAUGGUGACAGCAACCAGAAGUCUACUGAAGCAGCAUCUUUGUCACCAACGCAUCCAUCCACUGCCACACCAGUAACCACAGCCUCCUCGCUUUUGACUGGACUUCCAUCUUCCCUCUUCCCCCAGCCACCCGUCUCCAAAUCAGGUGCUUCCAGUGUUAAUGGCAGCAGACCUCCAUCCUCCUCUACCUCUUCCUCAUUAGCGUCCUCAUCGAUUUCAUCCACUCUCAGCUCCUCUGUUGCCUCCCUACACCCUCUGUCCUUAUCAUUGGGCCUACCGCCGCGCUACCUCCAUGAGAAAUCAUCCAACACCUCCUCGUUUGGUCAUAGCAAUGGUAUCAGUUUUUCAACUCCUCCCAUUCCUACCACUAGCCAUUCCCAGGAUCUCCAGCCUAGUUCCUCUCUGGGCUCUGCCUCCUCAUCCGGACGACCUCAGCAUGUGUGCCGUUUUUGUGGGAAGGUGUUAAGUAGUGAUUCAUCACUCCAGAUCCAUCUGAGGUCACAUACAGGUGAAAGGCCCUACCAGUGUCCAGUCUGCUUGAGCCGUUUUACAACCAGAGGGAACCUCAAAGCUCAUUUCCUGCGACACAGAGAGCAGAACCCAGAGCUGUCCCUCUCCCUGCUGCCCCCGGCUCUGUCGGAGCAAAUGCAGAGUGGUCCUGCACCCGGUGCCAUCCAGAGAAGGAGAAAACGCCGGGCUGACGAUGACGAACCAUUUAAUGGAGUGAAAGGAAGCAUUCCAGGGAUGACUGAGAACAUGGCUUUAGGAUUCCUGUCUGGCACGUCCACUCGGCCCUCGCCUUCCUCUCUACCUCUGCCCCCCUCAGUGGACAUGGCUUUGCUGUCCACAGCUCAUUCACUGCUACAACUGAACAGAGCGUCAGCUGCAGCUGCUGCCAGCGCAUCGAGCACUGCACUGCCUUCUUCCUCGUCUUCCUCGUCUUCCUCUUCCUCCAUGGGCAGCCAAUUCAAAGGAGCAAAGCAGCAGCGAUUUGAUGAAAACACGCCUCCUCACUCUGCCAUCCAUACAACCUCCCCAUACUCUCAACUGGCCCACCUCCCCAAGAUUCUCUUCCCUGGAGGUGCCUCCCCUCACCACCUUGCACUUCUUCGGCCAGGUCAUCCAUCCACCUCCCACCUCACUUCACCUCAUCAGCUACCCUUCCCCUUUCCACCUUUCCCCAAACCUUCAACCUCCUCCCCCUCUUCAUCCUCUUCCACCACGUCUACCCAGAACUCAGACACCUCCAAGUUGCAGCGCCUGGUACAGAAGCUUGAAAAGCAGCCACAUGGAGGCGCCUCUUCUUCAUCCUCUUCCUCCACCUCCUCACAAAUCCCUGCUGAAACAAAUGGGGACACACAUGGUCAGGACCUGACCACCACCUCCAGUGCCUAUCGCAGGGAAAUGUUGGCUGCUCUUGGCCUGAGCCCAAGCACCAAUGCUGCUGGACUAAUGACCAGCCAGGGAGUCUCAGGUUCUGGCACUACAAGUACCCCUUCCCUGCCUACUGCCCAGGCUGCUAACCAGUGUGGAGUGUGUUUGCGUGUCCUCAGCUGUCCCAGAGCUUUGCGUUUACACCAAGCCACACAUCUUGGAGAGCGUCCAUUCCCUUGUAAGCUGUGCGGUCGUUCCUUCUCCACGAAGGGCAGCCUUAGGGCCCACCUGGCCACUCAUCGUGCAAGGCCGGCCAACUCACGUGCCUUGAACUCCUGCCCGUUGUGUCCACGCAAGUUCACCAAUGCCUUGGUUCUUCAGCAUCACAUCCGCUUGCAUCUUGGAGGACAAAUACCACCUGAUGAAGAUAUGUCUGCUGAAGAUGGUGCAGAAAUGCAGAAUACCAUCUUCAAUGAUGGUGAGAACGACUCCAUAGGCUCUCCAUCUAACGGCCAGCAACUCCUUCCUCUGGCCUUAACAACAAGUUCCAAGACUCCAAUGGAUGCUCUCAACUCAGGGUCUACGUCUAAGCAAUUCACAGCUGCUGAUGCCACUUCUGUGAAGACAGAAGAGUCAGAAGGUUCAACACCCAGUGUUAGCCCACCCCUGACCAAUAAUCCCCCCUCUGUAGGAGCUGAGGACCCCCUGCGUCUGGGAGACAACACUCAGGCUGAUGGUAGCCCCAUGAACUCUGAGGAGGAGGCCCAAGCUGACCUGGGCAUCACCAGCCCUUUGAAAGCACCCUUAACUAGUUCUCGUUCAGCUAUGGUGAACGGAGACACAGAGCCAGAGGACACCCCUCUCUCCCUCUGUGUUUCGAAGCCUGUAAUAGAAAAUGAUACGCUGCAUAGAGUUGUCAAUAAUGAUGAACCCUGCUCUACAGACAAACCCACCACUAGUUCUGAAUCUAACCCCAAGCCACCAGCUGCAAACCCCUCACCUGCCCUCACCCCACCCGCAAGUCCCAAAGCUACCCCUGAAGCAGGCGAAGAGGCCUGUGGCAGCGUUCCACAGGAGGCACAUGAGAGAGAUGCUGCCCAAAGCAAAGGCAAGAGUGAGGCCACCACACCCAGAGAGCCUUUGCCAGAUCCAGAGCCAGAGACGGACACUCCAAUGGAGGAGGGUCAUGGCGUUCCAGAAAAGCCUUCAGGGGACCCCAUACCCUCUGUCCCAGCACCAGCACCACACACCCAGCCUUCUCGCCCAGACAAACCCUACAGCUGCUCCCAGUGUGGAAAGGCAUACGCCAGCCGUAGCGGACUUAAGGGCCAUAUGAAAACUCAUCCUGGAGCACUGACCAAUAUCUCCUCCAAGCCUCAAGCCAAUGACAAUGACAUUGCGGAGGAUCGCAGUUCACAUUCAGCCAAUAAGAACCCAGGACAGCAGGAAGAAAAGCAGGGAUUGGCUAAAUCCCCAGAGAAAGGUGACAGCACAGAUCCUCUACCAGCCAGUGUUGUUUCUAGUGGGACAGACAAACCUAUGGACACUACUGUGUAGAAGAAUUAGUAUUGUUAAAUGGCUGCAGUCAGUCUUUUAAAGGGUCCUGACAAGGGAAUGUAUUUUUUUUUUAUAGAAUGACAUUCGUUUUCUAUAGUUAUUCAUUCUAAUUCAUGUUUACCUUUUGUAUUAGACAAAUAGAUCUAGUUUGUAUUGUAGUUACAUUGUAGUAACAUUACAAGAGAUUUGCGAAUGUAGUAUUUUAGCUGUGUAUUUUUGUAUUUCAAAGACCACAGUGAGGCCUUAACGUACACACUUCAUAGCAUUGUCACAAUGAGAAUUAAUUGUUUGCGCUUUUUCUUCUUUCUUUUUUUUUUGCUGACACCUAUUUCAGCACAUACUGUAUAAGCUGAUUUGAGUAAGAGAUACGAUCCAGAAUUUUACAAGAUGAACUCCAUACCAAAACAGGCCAAAUUAGUAAGGGCCAAACGUUUGUAAAUAUGAGCUGCGGUUACAUUUUAUGCCUUUUUAUUGUUACUAUUUUCUUUCCUUUUUUUUUUUUUAAAUGCCAUGCUGCUAAAAGCAUGUUUCUGAUGUGCUGAGUUGCACUGUGAGUUGCACUGUGUCCCGUGCUGCCGAAACAUCGACUUAAAACAAACACGUUAGCGAUGACGAUAACCACGACGAUGAUGAUGAUGAUGAUGUUCAUAAUAAUAACGAUGACGAUGAUUGUGUUAGAUUUAUCAGUACUUUUGUGAAGAGCCUUUGUACUUGUAGCUGUAAACCUUCCUAGCAGCAAACGACUUUAUUCGUAUCGAUGAUUGUAAGCGGUCUUUCUCGUUGUUGGCGCUCUUUCCAAGUUCAAAUCAACAACGAGGAUGAGUCCUGUCGGUUAAACGCCCCCACCCCGCCACCACCACCACCACCACCACCACCUUUAUCUUUCACCCACCCUUCCCCCUGCUCUCCUCUCUCAAAGCACUUGAGAGUUUUCUGCUCCUGCAGAAAUUGUCUACACUCACUGCAUUCCUGCUUAGCCCAGUUUAGUAUUUGUAUGCUUUGCUUUUACCCUUUGUAAACUCCUUUUUUAUUUUUUUGUAGCAAUGACAAAAUAUGUUCCCAUGCUUCCCAUGUGAUGUAUAAAAGAUAAAUAAAACAAUGGUGAUCUGAA